AAAGGCUUUGGCUUUAGCCUGCGAGGCGGGAGCGAAUAUAACAUGGACAUCUAUGUCUUGGCUCUCAUGGAAGGUGGACCGGCCCAGCAAUGUGGCAAGAUUCAGGUGAGCGACCAGCUGAUAGAGAUCAACGGGGAGUCUACGGCGGGCAUGACGCACACGCAGGCGGUGGAGCAUAUCCGUAACGGGGGUAGCCGGAUGCGCCUGGUGCUGAAGAGGGGCAACGGUUUCGUCCCCGAUUAUGACCACGAGUACAGCCAGAGUCCCACCAAGCUGCAGCCGGCGCCGGAGGCAGAGGACAAAGCCAGGCAGCGGCGCCGGAGAUCCAACCUGCUCGGGCCCCCGCCGUGCCAGGGACCGGAUGUCUGCGACGGGGGCAGCCAGGAAGCAUCGCCCAGUAACAGGCAGCAGCUCCCCAAAACCCGGCAGCCGAACCGGCAGCACCACGGCUCCGCCAAGGCCCAGGGGGACGAAGACAGAGAAGAGGGGGAGGGGGGCUGGAGGCACCGGGAGCCCGGGAAGACUGCGGAGGGCGGCGAAGACAGCUGCAAGCUCCUCUCCCCCAGGCCGAGCCGGAAGCUACGCUCAGACCUGGUCCCCGGGCCCUGGCUUGUCCCCAGCAAGGAGCGCCUCUCUCGGGCUCUGUGGGGCGUCUGCAUGGGGCAGGGGGAGGAGGAGGAGCAGAAGGGCGACCCGGGGAGGGGGAAGGGCAUGGCGGUGAAGAGGCGGAGCUAGAGCCUCCCCCGCUUGGCGCAAGUGCACGACUACUCAGUGCCUGGGGCAAUGGCACGCCCCUCCCCCCAAUCUGGACUAUGCAAUAGGAUCUUCGCUUUUUUUUUUGGUAUGUGUCCUCCUUUUCCCAUUCAUACUAUGCAACAGAAGCCUUCCUCUGUUUUGCUGUCUGCUCCCAUCCCUCUGCCAUACUAUGCAAUGGGUCUUGUCGCGACCUUCUCUCCCCCCCCCCCC
Gekko japonicus is the source of this 966-nucleotide messenger RNA. Its product is annotated as membrane-associated guanylate kinase, WW and PDZ domain-containing protein 1-like. The record is from RefSeq and is a predicted model, not a curated record. The coding region runs from base 43 to 735 and encodes 230 amino acids. Gene Ontology annotation, biological process: signal transduction. NCBI's taxonomy places the organism in Eukaryota, Metazoa, Chordata, Lepidosauria, Squamata, Gekkonidae. Gene Ontology annotation, molecular function: protein binding. The transcript has 3 exons. Gene Ontology annotation, cellular component: cytoplasm.